Messenger RNA from Heteronotia binoei (common prickly gecko), 2049 nucleotides. RefSeq names its product glucose-6-phosphatase catalytic subunit 3 (gene G6PC3). The record is from RefSeq and is a predicted model, not a curated record. Gene Ontology annotation, cellular component: membrane. Gene Ontology annotation, molecular function: glucose-6-phosphatase activity. The transcript is spliced from 7 exons. Gene Ontology annotation, biological process: glucose 6-phosphate metabolic process; gluconeogenesis. Lineage: Eukaryota; Metazoa; Chordata; Lepidosauria; Squamata; Gekkonidae. The coding region runs from base 77 to 1111 and encodes 344 amino acids.
CAGGCUUUCGGGAAAUGUAGUUUCCCGGAUCAAUGCCGUGGAGAAGCGGUUUUCAGGGAUUCCAGCCUUGCUUAUUAUGGAUGCUUUCUACAGCAAUGGAAUCUGGUUUGCAGAGCUGCUGCAAAGGGUGCCGUGCUUGGAGGAUUUCUGGCUAUGGGUGACUUUCUUGGGUGACCCAAAAUGCGUCUUCAUCAUCUAUUUCCCAAUUGCUUAUUUCUUGGACCAGAAGGUUGGACUGAAAGUGCUCUGGCUGGGUUUAAUCUCAGAAUGGUUCAAUUUAGUCUUUAAAUGGUUCUUAUUUGGUGAACGGCCCUUCUGGUGGGUUUUGGAGUCUGCAUAUUCCAGUCACAGGGAAGUCUCUCUCCAUCAGUUUCCUGCAUCCUGUGAAACGGGACCAGGUAGUCCUUCAGGCCACUGUAUGAUCACUGGAGCAGCACUGUGGCCACUUGUAACCACCUUGUCUGCGUGGUCAUCCCAGCACUCCAAGAGCCGGGUGAUGAAAGCAGUACCUUUUACUGUUUAUCUGCUGCUCCUGCUGGCUGUGGGACUUUCGCGUAUCUUCAUCUUGGCUCAUUUCCCUCAUCAGGUACUUGGUGGCAUCCUGGCAGGUAUCAUCCUUGGCUGGCUGCUGGAAUCCCGGGUCCCGCUGGAGAGAGAACUUAGCUUCUACCUGCGGGCUGCGCUGUUCCUCUUGCUAAGUACCUUGACUAUCUAUUGGACCUUGAUAGCUCUUGGUGUAGAUCUGAACUGGUCAAUCAGCCUUGCUACCAAGUGGUGCGCCAAUCUCAGGUGGAUCCGCAUAGACACCCGACCCUUUGCGUCAUUGACUCGUGAUGUGGCCACAGCCCUUGGGCUCGGGCUGUCUCUCCACUCCUCCUACUACAACCACCUCAAAAGGGAGAAACUCAGCCGGUCUCAGAGGGUCUGGUGUGCCAGCUUGGCCAUUUUGGUCCUGAAAGUCCUGAGCAACGCAGUGCAACCAGAGAACUCGGCUCUUUGGUAUGGGGUGACGUUUGUCAAGUAUGCCACAUUCCCUUGGGUGGUGGUAGCAUUGCUGCCCACACUAGUCCACGCUAUGGCCUCCAGGAAGACAUCCCCCUACCAAGAGUAGCUAGCAGAGAGGCCUCUUCUUCCUUGAGGAGCAUAGCUGGCAAAACCCAGUAUAUAUCAACUAGUUUUACCUUUGCCUGUUUCUCAUCUUGCUACAGAAGAUUACGUAUUAUCAAAAAAUGGUUCUUCUGGAAAGACAGCUCUUUUGCUCACGUUGGUCAAGACUGUUUUCUUUGAAACCAAAAAAACCUCCUCCAGAUCUCAAGCUUCUUUUGCUUCGAAUCCUUCCCACCCUCACCUUUCGCAAGCAACAAUAUCCUUGUGCCAUGAAAACAUCAUGAUGCGAUGUCACCCCUGAGCUGAAAAUGACUGGUGCUUGCACAGUGGACUACCUUUACCCUUUUUUAAGGACUUGAUGUAUGACAGGAGUUGCUGGAUUUUCUCCUCCUCCUCUCACUCCAGUAGAAAAAGCACAAUGCUUCCUGCUCAGGUAGCUGAUGCUCCCAGCUUCGGUUCAGGUGUCCAAUGUUUGUAGACACGGGUGCAUAUAUUACAUUCUGUUCCUUCCACACAGAUCCCUGUUCCUCAGUCAUUACUGUGUGGCCCAAAUCAGGCUGGUAAAGACUUUCAGACUGCCCCCAUUUCCUUCUUUGAUUUUAGCCACCCUGUUCCUUAGUGAGCUGUUAUGUACCCGUGCAAACAUGUCAAGGAACAUCACUGCUUUGGAGCGAGGUUUGUUUUUCUUGGCAAGCAGCAACAGCUUGUUUCUGAAAAGCGUACAGUGGAACCAUCCUGGCCAGGAGAAUCACUGAAGGAGAGGGCACGGGAGGUAGCUAUGUAGUAACCCAUAGACAUCCAGGGACUAGCCAGCCCAUCAGAUGCUGCAAAGCAGCUGAGUCGUGCUGUCCUAGAUUUUGCUGCACUCCUCCCCAUUCUUUGCCAGCUAUUAUUUUAAUCAAAGCCUAAAUACUGGUAUUGUAAUAAAUUAUGAAAUCCAGA